Molecule: messenger RNA, 1243 nt
Organism: Coprinopsis cinerea okayama7#130
Lineage: Eukaryota; Fungi; Basidiomycota; Agaricomycetes; Agaricales; Psathyrellaceae
Product: farnesyltransferase/geranylgeranyltransferase type I alpha subunit
Exons: 4
Coding region: 218-1243 (341 amino acids)
Biological process (GO): protein geranylgeranylation; protein farnesylation
Cellular component (GO): protein farnesyltransferase complex; CAAX-protein geranylgeranyltransferase complex; cytoplasm
Molecular function (GO): CAAX-protein geranylgeranyltransferase activity; protein farnesyltransferase activity
Source: RefSeq, a predicted model, not a curated record
CUUUAUAAGUGUGACACCUUUUUGUGUGGUGGGGCCGUUUGUUGCUUUGACUGCUGUUUCAUUACCCUGUCGAUUCUUUGAACGGCGACCACGACCUCGACCUCGCGGCUAAUCGACCAAGCAAGGACAGGGAAGAACGACGACGACGACGCCCUGUGAAGUGAACUGAGAGGACAACCACAGGAUAGACGGCUGAAUACGAGACGAGAGGAUCACGAUGUUCGACGACAAGUCUGAUGCUGGGAGUGAGCCCAAGCUCUUCUCUGAGCGACCGGAGUGGGCGGACGUUGUACCCCUGGAGCAGUACGAGAAUAUGAACCCUAUUGCGCCUAUUGUGUAUACGCCUGAAUAUAAAGACGCGACGGACUACUUUCGCGCGAUAGCGAAGAGCGGGGAGAAGAGUCCUCGUGUGCUUGAGCUCACCGAGGCGAUCAUCCGUAUGAACCCAGGGCACUACUCUGCAUGGCAAUACAGAUACGACACCCUCCUAGCGAUCAAAGCCCCGCUCGACGCCGAAGUAACCCUAAUGAACGAACUCGCAGUCAAAUACCUCAAAUCCUACCAAGUCUGGCACCACCGCCGACUGCUCCUGACGCACACCCGCACGCCCACAGCCGAGCUGGCGUUCAUCACGCGCAGUCUCGCCGAGGACGCCAAAAACUACCAUACCUGGUCCUACCGGCAGUGGCUUUUAGCCUAUUUUAGUGAAGCUGAGGAUUUUAAGAAGGGGGAGAGGAAGGAGGAGGUGGAGGAGAUGUGGAUUCGGGAGAUGGAUUUUGUGGAGGAGAUGUUGGGACGUGAUGUGAGGAAUAAUUCGGCGUGGCAUCAUCGGUUUUUUGUGGUUUUUGAGAGUGGGAGGCUAAGGGGUGGGGAGGAGAGGGAGAGGGUUGUGAAGAGGGAGUUGAUUUUCACGAAACAAAGUAUCUCCCUCGCACCUAACAACGCGUCCGCAUGGAACUACCUCCGUGGUAUCCUCGAGCACUCCAACAUCCCCUUCUCGACGCUCAUCGAGUUUGUCAAGCCGUACACUGAGCCUGCGAACCCAUCCACGCCUACCACCGCCGCGGAUGUGGUGGAUUUGGAUAAUCCGAGGCCUGGGGAAGGUGCGGAUCUUCCUUGCGUGGCUGCUGUGGAGUUUUUGGCGGAUGCGUAUGAGAGGAGGGGGGAUAAGGAGAGUGUUUUCGAAGCGGUGGGGUUGUGGAAGAGGUUGGGUGCGGAGUUGGAUACCGUUAGGAAGAAGUGA